Messenger RNA from Chenopodium quinoa (quinoa), 2299 nucleotides. RefSeq names its product B3 domain-containing protein At2g36080-like. Lineage: Eukaryota; Viridiplantae; Streptophyta; Magnoliopsida; Caryophyllales; Amaranthaceae. The coding region runs from base 382 to 1476 and encodes 364 amino acids. Gene Ontology annotation, molecular function: DNA-binding transcription factor activity; DNA binding. The record is from RefSeq and is a predicted model, not a curated record. The transcript has 3 exons.
UGAAAUAAUUUCUACAUUUACUGAUAAGAGUAUAAUUUACAAGCGUUGAUUAGAUAAAUAGCGUAAAAAGUCUCAAUAAAACACUUUAUAAAAAAAAGAAAGGGAGGAUACUUAUACUUGAGAUGAUUACACCAAAACCUUAAAUUGUUUCUCUUUCUUACUCAUUCUCUCUCUCUCUCUUGAAUUAACAUUUAUUUUCACCCAUUUCCUUUCAAAAUCAAAAUCAAACACAAAAUCACCCUUUGAUCUCUCUCACUUUCUCUCUCCUCACCCCUUGAUAUAUUCUCCCCUUCUCAUCCCACAAAAAAACACACAUUCAUUUUCAACUCCUAAACACAUUCAUUUUCACUCUCUCUCUCUCUCUCAAAUCCCAAAUCCCAAAUGAGCCAUUUCUCCUUAAACCUCCCUUCAUCCGAUACACUCUGGUACACCCCAACUACAAUGGACCACCACCACCACCAAAAACCCCUCCCCUUCUUCUACCACUCCUCCCUUUCACUCUCAUCAAAACUCGACGAUGUCGAUUCCGAUAACAACAGCACCUCCACCGCCACCGCCGCCAUUGACCGAUCCGAAACAACCUCCUCCUCCCCUUCCUCCGCCGACCAAGAAUACAUGUUCGAAAAACCCUUAACCCCUUCCGACGUCGGUAAAUUAAACCGUCUCGUCAUCCCGAAACAGCACGCUGAAAAAUACUUCCCCCUCGCCAACGCCACCGCCGUCGCAGAUUCUUCCGGAGAUAAAACCACCGGCGCCGUCGCAGGCGGCGGCGGUGUCCUACUAGGGUUCGAAGAUGAGUCUGGAAAGUGCUGGAAGUUUCGGUACUCUUACUGGAAUAGUAGUCAAAGCUAUGUGUUGACUAAAGGUUGGAGUCGUUACGUUAAAGAGAAGAAACUUGACGCCGGUGACGUCGUUUUGUUUCAGCGUCAUCGCUUUGAAUCCGACCGCUUUUUUAUCGGUUGGCGACGGCGCGGUUCCGCCCCGUCGCCUCAUCACCAUCAUCCGGCACAAACUAAUAAUCCAAUUCGUUACAACAACCAUCAGAGUAACUAUAGCGUUGCGCCGUCGCACGGUUAUAAUAAUGGUGCGACUCAUCAACACCAAAUUGCCUCAUUUCCGUCUUACCGUCCUGACUCUCUUCAUGCAGGGACAGAAGUUAGGCAAAAGGGAAGAAAAUCAGGCGGUGGUAAUUCAAAAAGGGUGAGAUUAUUUGGGGUUAAUUUAGAAUGCCAAAUUGAUGAUGAUUUAGAAGAAGAUGAAGAGCCUCAAACUUCUGAUGGCUCAUCUUUAUCUAGCCAAGGUCAAGCUCAACUUCAUCCAGGUUCCGGUUUCGGUUCAGGUUAUGGCGCGACGGGCCCUACCACCUACAAUUACUUUGACUACAUGGGUUAUCAACCUAAUCAACAUUACCCUUCUCACAUGGACAUGAAUUUCCCUCAAGAUGUCAACCAAAUGAGUAAUAAUCGGCUAAGAUAAGAUCACAAGAUGUGACGUGCCCUCUAUCCAACCCCCCAACUUGCUAGAGGUCAAACUUACUACACCAACAUUACAUUAAACCCAAAAAGAUUGGGGGGAUAAUUUAUUUUUUGGUGUAAAGAGAGCCGUAGAGUCUUACAAGGCACUGAUGUAAACAAAAUUUAAUCCCGGGAUUUUGAAAAGCACCCCAAAACCGAGGAAGGGUGAUGACAUGUUUAAUUACUGUAUGAUGAAACUAAAUGAGGGGGUAGAAAAUCCCAUAAUUUCAGGCAUUAUUCUCUCAUACAGUAUUAUAUUUAUAUUCUACCAAAAAUCAAUUAAAAAUGAUGUACAACUGGUAGUAGUGCUCAUGAUUUAAGUCUGAAAAAGAGAGUCCCAAAGGCAAAGGAAUGGAGGAGAAAUAGACAGCACAGGUGAGGUGAAGAGGUAUGGCAACCCAAAUGUGGGCCCUACAUUUGUGUUUUUUGGGUAUUUGGGCUGUUAUAAGUACAAUUUGCCCAUUUCCCACACGUGGCAUUUUGGGUCAAUACCUUCCAAAGAAUCUAUUUGGCUGAUGACAGAAAAGUCAGAUAUUUACAUAUUCUAUGCUCUCCAAAUUAUUAUUAUUAUUAUUAUUAUUAUUAUUAUUAUUAUUAUUAAGGAGAUGAAAAAAAAAAUGGAGAGAAUAUUUCAGGCCCAAAAAAAAUUGUUACAAGGCCCUUUAUUUAGUUUCUAACCUGAUCUAGUUAGUGAGAAGUCUUGAGAACUGAGAAGAGAUGUAAUCUUGUAGAUUCACUUUGUUCUUGUUUUUAUAAUAACAUUGUUUUUAUUAAUUUUUGUUGAU